Messenger RNA from Cuscuta europaea, 488 nucleotides. The record is from the annotation of a GenBank genome assembly. Lineage: Eukaryota; Viridiplantae; Streptophyta; Magnoliopsida; Solanales; Convolvulaceae.
AUUUUCCCCCGAAGCUUUGCUUUGCCCUGUUCGAGAUAGCUACAAGCCUUGCGUUCCGUUCAAGAAUUUCGCGAUAACAUCCGCUCCAUUCCAUAAGCGCAUUGACUUGGGAAUUGUGGAAAAUUAUUUGAAGUGGAACUUUCAUGGUGAGGGACCUAUGACAACAUUGAUGGUCUUUGAGGCGACAAAGGGAUUCAUGAAAACGAGAACUCAGAAGGGGCAAAUGAAGAAGCAAACCAUUUUUAUAGUUUAUAACUUUGGACCCCAUUCUAUUACUAUUGAGCCUGGACAACGAACAUCAUUUAUAUUGUUGAACAAUUUCUAUAUUUGUUUGUAUCUACUAGAUUAGCCUUUUACAUAGUUGGGCCUAUCAGGCUCAUACUAGCAGCAGCCUACCCGUUAUUUCCCUCUAUAUAUUCUUUAUGGAAGACCUUGUAACCCUAUAAGACGUAACUCUCAUUCAAUACACUACACAUUCAUCUUUUACC